Messenger RNA from Solea solea (common sole), 4456 nucleotides. RefSeq names its product myosin IF (gene myo1f). Gene Ontology annotation, molecular function: microfilament motor activity; actin filament binding; ATP binding. Bases 314 to 3583 code for a protein of 1089 amino acids. The record is from RefSeq and is a predicted model, not a curated record. Gene Ontology annotation, cellular component: cytoplasm; vesicle; microvillus. Gene Ontology annotation, biological process: vesicle transport along actin filament; actin filament organization. The transcript has 29 exons. Lineage: Eukaryota; Metazoa; Chordata; Actinopteri; Pleuronectiformes; Soleidae.
UGCAGCUGUUGUUGCCAUCUUACUCUAGUGUACACCUGUGUGUGUGUGUGUGUGAAAUGGAGUAGACCGACUUAACUGUGGAUCUGCUGUCACCAGUGUCACCGCUUGUCUGAUGACUUUGAACCCGACAGAAAUACAGAAGUAGCAACUACAUGGUGGAUGGCUGCUGUCAACUCUUGACCGUUCCGUUGUGCGAUGGCUGUCGUCUGAGGACAACCUGUGGAUUUGAAACACACACACACACACAAAUACACACUGUCUGAACUCAGUGGACACCUGAGGAGGAGAGAGAGAGGCCCACAGGACAGGAACCAUGGCGAAGUAUCACUGGCAGAGUCAAAAUGUGAAGCAGAGCGGCGUGGACGACAUGGUCCUGCUGUCCAAGAUCACUGAGGACGCCAUCGUGGAAAACCUCAAGAAGAGAUACAUGGACGACUACAUCUUUACUUAUAUCGGCCCUGUGUUGAUAUCGGUCAACCCUUUCAAACAGAUGCCGUAUUUCACAGACCGAGAAGUCGAACUAUAUCAAGGAGCAGCCCAGUAUGAGAAUCCGCCUCACAUCUAUGCCCUGACCGACAACAUGUACAGAAACAUGAUGAUCGAUGGAGAAAACCAGUGUGUCAUCAUCAGUGGUGAGAGUGGUGCAGGAAAGACGGUGGCGGCCAAAUACAUCAUGGGUUACAUUUCCAAAGUAUCUGGAGGAGGAUCGAAAGUGCAGCAUGUGAAAGAUAUCAUCCUGCAGUCAAAUCCUUUGCUCGAAGCCUUCGGUAACGCCAAGACUGUGCGCAACAACAACUCCAGCCGUUUUGGGAAAUACUUUGAAAUUCAGUUCAGCAGAGGAGGAGAGCCAGAUGGCGGAAAAAUCUCAAAUUUCCUGCUGGAGAAGUCGAGGGUGGUGAACCAGAAUGAGAGUGAGAGGAACUUCCACAUUUACUAUCAGCUGAUAGAGGGCACCAGCGCCCAGCAGAAAGAAGGCCUGGGCAUCAUGACGCCUGACUACUACUACUACCUCAACCAGUCUGGGACCUACAAGGUGGAUGGGACCAAUGACAGCAAAGACUUCCAGGAGACUAUGGAAGCCAUGCAGGUGAUUGGGAUCCCAGGUGACAUCCAGGCUCAGGUGCUGCAGAUCAUCGCGGGCAUCCUGCACAUGGGAAACAUCAGCUUCAUCGAGGCAGGCAACUAUGGACAGGUGGAGAGCACAGACUUGCUCGCCUUCCCCGCCUAUCUGCUGGGCAUUGACCCCAACCGGCUGCAGGACAAGCUGACGAGCAGAAAGAUGGAUUCAAAGUGGGGAGGGAAGUCUGAGUCCAUUAACGUGACCCUGAACCAGGAACAAGCCACGUACACUCGAGAUGCUCUGGCCAAAGCGCUCUACACGCGACUCUUUGACUAUCUGGUUGAGGCUAUAAAUAAAGCCAUCCAGAAACCACAUGAAGAAUUCAGUAUCGGAGUACUUGAUAUUUAUGGCUUUGAGAUAUUCCAGAGAAAUGGAUUUGAGCAGUUCUGUAUCAACUUUGUGAAUGAGAAGCUGCAGCAGAUCUUCAUCGAACUCACUCUGAAGGCUGAGCAGGAAGAGUACGUUCAGGAGGGCAUCAAGUGGACGCCUAUUCAGUACUUCAACAACAAGAUUGUGUGCGACCUCAUUGAAAAUAAAUUGAACCCUCCUGGUAUAAUGAGUGUGCUGGAUGACGUGUGUGCCACGAUGCACGCCAAAGGAGAAGGUGCAGACAGCACUCUGCUGCAGAAGCUGCAGGCCGCUGUGGGGACACAUGAACACUUUAACAACUGGAACUCCGGCUUUGUCAUUCAUCACUACGCUGGAAAGGUGUCGUAUGAUAUCAUUGGCUUCUGUGAGAGAAACCGGGAUGUGCUUUUCCCCGACCUCAUAGAGCUCAUGCAAAGCAGUGACUAUGACUUCAUCCGUAGCUUGUUCCCUGAAAACCUUAACACUGAUAAGAAAAGCAGGCCAACCACAGCCAGCUCCAAGAUCAAGAAACAAGCCAAUGAUCUGGUGAACACCCUGAUGAAGUGCACGCCGCAUUAUAUCCGCUGUAUCAAACCAAAUGAGACGAAAAGACCUAAAGACUGGGAGGAGAGCAGGGCUCGGCAUCAGGUUGAAUACCUGGGACUUCGGGAGAACAUACGCGUGAGGAGGGCUGGGUUUGCAUAUCGCAGGCUCUUCAAUAAGUUUCUGAUGAGGUAUGCCAUUCUGACAGCGGAGACGUGGCCGGGCUGGAGGGGUCCCGAGCAGCAGGGGGUCCUGCACCUGCUCCGCUCUGUCAACAUGGAUAACGACCAGUAUCAGAUGGGACGCACCAAGGUCUUUGUCAAGAAUCCUGAAUCGCUGUUUUUACUGGAGGAGAUGAGGGAGAGGAAGUUUGACACCUUUGCCAGGAUCAUCCAGAAAGCCUGGAGGAGAUACAUUGCCAGGAAGAAGUAUGAACAAAUGAGAGAGGAGGCCUCAGACAUCCUGUACAACGCCAAGGAGCGGAGGAAGAACAGCAUCAACAGGAACUUUGUCGGAGAUUAUCUGGGUCUGGAGCAGAAGCCGGAGCUGAGGCAGUUUCUGUCCAAGAGAGAGCGAGUCGACUUUGCCGAUUCAGUCAAUAAGUUUGAUCGCAGGUUCAAGUCUAUCAAGAGAGAUUUGAUCUUGACGCCCAAAGGCAUCUAUCUGAUUGGUCGAGAGAAGGUGAAGAAAGGGCCUGAGAAGGGACAGAUUAAAGAGGUGCUGAAACGAAAACUGGAGUUCGAGAGCAUCAGUAGUGUCUCGCUCAGUACAAGACAGGAUGAUUUCUUCAUCCUGCACGAGGCUCAGUACGACAGCCUGCUGGAGUCCAACUUUAAGACUGAGCUCCUCAGCCUGCUCUCGAAGCGCUACGAGGACGUCACCAAGAGAAAACUGACAAUCACCUUCACUGACAGACUGGAGUUCAGAGUGAAGAAGGAGGGCUGGGGUGGAGGAGGAUCCAGGGUGGUGGCAUUUCAGAGGGGACAAGGAGACCUGGCCCAGCUCAAACCUGGAGGGAAGACCCUCACCAUCACAAUAGGAGACGGUCUACCUAAGUCCUCCAAGCCGACCAGGAAAGGUGCUCCUCAGUCUCAUGGUGGAGGGAGAAACCAUCCGGCUGGCAAAGCUCAUCAGAAUGGAGCAGCCAAGUUUUCCAGAGCGCCCUGCAGACAACCAUCAGACAUCACAUAUUCCUCCCCACAAAGACAGGUCCGACCACCCAGCGCUGCCCUGCCCAAACUGGGCUCCCAGAAGACUCCCAGAGCCCCCGCCCACAACCAGCACAACCAAAGGAACUUGGACUUCCUCAAUGUGCCUGACCAGGGCAUGUCAGGGAAGCAGAGGAGACAGAGCAUCAGUCAGCGACCUCCUCCAGCUCCGAAACCACAGCCUCGACCCUCGGGGCCUCGCUGUCGAGCGCUGUAUCAGUACGUCGGACAGGACACGGACGAGAUCAGCUUCGAGGCCAAUGAGGUCUUUGACCUGGUCAAAGAAGAUCCAUCAGGUUGGUGGACGGGCAGGAUUCGAGGCAGGGAAGGCCUCUUCCCUGGUAACUAUGUGGACAAGAUUUGACCCGAGCCUCGCUGGAUCCUCAUGGACUUGUCCGAGUCUGUUGGGAAAUGUGUGAAAUUGUGUGUAAAACAGCGUGUAAGUACUGUUACAAAGGGAUUUGUGCACGGUCGCAUCGUCGAUCUUCAUCCCCCUACGGAAAUAGGAUCGGUGAAGCAGUUGCAUCUCGCUGACAUUUUAUUGUGCUGCACAAGCUCAGCACUGGUAACUUUGUUGUUAUGACCAUGAGACUUAAAACUCAGAUCCUCCUGCAAAGAAGAGCUCCGGUUUCAUGUCUCCUGUUGCCUUAGACUAUGUUGUUCAUAAUGACCUAGCAACAAGAUCUCUACCUUCUCCACUUUUCUUAGAACGGUUACUUUGCUGAGAAUGACUUAAAGCUUAACUUACACUCUUGAAAGAAAAGUGCCCUAAAACGCCAGAUCUCUUUUUUUGUCGGUAUCCACAGUGUUUAUAUUCACGUGAUGCUUUUACCCUGAAAUCAGUAUUCUUGAGCAAGUCACCCACCAGUGUAAUAUCAAGUAAUUCCAGGUAUCAAUAAAUGCGUCUUUAAUAACUUGAACGUUCACAUUUUUGCACCAUAACGAACCUGCCUCAGACGAGUCACAGCCGCCCACUGAGACGGGGGAAUAAACUCGAGACAACGUUUAGACGUGACCUUUGUCGUGGUCGAGUUAUAAUCGAUUGAUUUCUGAAUCUGGAGCAUGGAACAGAGAGCGGUGAUCAUUUACAAGUGUUGAAUUCUGUUGCUUUUGUGUUUUGUUUUCACUUUGUGGUUUGAUUUUUGUAAAAUAAUGUGAUUCCCCUCACUGUCAAUAAAUAUCUGCUUUUGUAUAGGCUAUUAAUAAAAAGAGGAACAAUACAAUAUGUCUAACACUG